Messenger RNA from Erythranthe guttata (spotted monkey flower), 2571 nucleotides. RefSeq names its product ARM repeat superfamily protein. Lineage: Eukaryota; Viridiplantae; Streptophyta; Magnoliopsida; Lamiales; Phrymaceae. Gene Ontology annotation, molecular function: protein binding. The record is from RefSeq and is a predicted model, not a curated record.
AAUGAUUACAAAUAAAAAAGGGGCAAUAAUGUCAUUCAGACCACACAUGCCACCAAGACAAACCCAGCCUCGUCGCACGUGCGUAAGAAAAAGUCCCACGCCAGCGAGCCCCAGCUACGUGGCGCACCAUAACCAGCCACGUCAGCAUCUCGUCCUCGAUAUGGUCGAAGGCACAGUUUCAAAAAUUUACCACAAAUCUCAACGGUCGGAUACACUGUUCAACCCCUUAAUCUCAGCCGUCGGAUUCCACAUAUUAUCGCUCCACCCCCUUUUGUCCGAAACCCCACCGUGCACACUCACACACACACACACACACAGUAAACGCACCCACUGACUUACCAUAUACUAUUUGGAUACGUCCGUUUUAAUUGCCAAUACAUUACACACAGUACCUUCUAGAGAGAGAGAAUUCUGACAUUUUUUUCUUCUACGAGGAGAGAGAGAGAGAGAGAGAGAGAGAGAGAGAUUUUGAAAUUGUUUGAAAUUGUUAAUGGUGUAAUAACUUGACUACUAUUUUUGCUCUCAAUUUCUAUUCUUUGGGAUUCCUCUGUUUCUCUCUCUGCUAGCUACACAAAGAAAAAGUAGAGAAGAAAGCAGUGGGCUUUGGUGUAUGAGGAAAAGGUGUUAGAGAGUGCCUUGAAUGUUAGCCAAAAGACAAGAGCAAAUUGAGUUCUGAGUGAUAAAAUAAUUUGAAUUCGAAUCAUGGUUGAAGAGGGUGGUCAGAAUUCCGCGGUGGACGAUAGCAUAUCAACCGAAGAAUGGCUAUCUUGUGCACAAGCCCUCGUUCCAACGGCGCUGAAAAAGGCCAGAGAAGUAAAGGGUUUCCCUAGUAGAUGGAAAAUGAUCAUUUCGAAAUUGGAAAAAAUCCCGUCAAAAUUAUCGGAUUUAUCCAGCCACCCUUGUUUCUCGAAGAACGCGCUUUGCAAGGAGCAGCUCCAUGCUGUUUCAAACACACUAAACGAAGCAAUCGGGCUUUCAGAAAUAUGUUUGAGCGAAAAGUACGAGGGAAAACUCCGAAUGCAGAGCGAUCUCGAUUCCCUCAUCGGAAAACUCGAUUUAAACCUACGCGACUGCGGCCUCUUGAUCAAGACAGGUGUCCUCGGCGAGGUGUCGUUCCCAUCUCUUCCCGAGGGUGAAAGCGUAAAUUUACGGGAAUUGCUGGCUCGCCUCCAAAUCGGGCACUUGGAGGAUAAGCACAAAGCCCUCGAUAGCUUAGUGGAAGUUAUGAAGGAGGAUGAAAAGAACGUCUUGGCUGUGAUUGGACGGAGCAAUAUAUCGGCCCUCGUCCAAUUGCUGACCGCCACGUCACCGCGGAUCAGGGAGAAGACGGUAACCCUAAUAUGCUCGCUGGCGGAGUCCGGAAGCUGCGAGAGCUGGCUCGUGUCGGAGGGGGUGCUCGCCCCCCUCAUACGACUCGUAGAGUCGGGAAGUUCGGUCGGUAAAGAGAGGGCGGCGAUUUCACUCCAACGCCUCUCGAUGAACGGGGAAACCGCCCGUAUGAUCGUGGGCCACGGGGGGGCGCGUCCGUUGAUCGAGAUCUGCCGCUCCGGCGACUCCGUCUCGCAGGCGGCGGCGGCGUGCGCGCUGAAGAAUAUUUCGGCAGUACCGGAGGUCCGGCAAACCCUAGCCGAAGAAGGUAUUGUGAAAGUGAUGGUGAAUCUUCUAGAUUGCGGGAUUCUUUUGGGGGCGAAGGAAUAUGCCGCCGAGUGUCUUCAAAAUCUCACUUCUAGCAAUGAAGACCUAAAAAGAUCGGUUAUUUCCGAAGGUGGAUUGAAGAGUCUUUUAUGCUACUUAGACGGACCGCUGCCUCAAGAAUCGGCGGUCGGGGCGGUGAGGAAUCUUGUGGGGUCCGUCUCGACGGAGGUUUUAUUCUCCGCUGGGGUCCUACCGAGGCUCGUGCACGUGUUGAAAUCCGGUUCUAGUGGGGCCCAAUUGGCCGCUGCUUCCGCCAUGUGUCGGAUUUGUGGCCACUCGAUCGAGAUUAAAAAAUCAAUCGGUGAAAUCGGUGCGAUCCCGUUUCUCGUGAGGAUGUUGGAGGCGAAGGGUAACAGUGCGAGGGAAGUUGCGGCUCAAGCGAUUGCGAGUCUUAUGAGCGUUGCAUACAACUGUAAAGAAAUCAAGAAAGAUGACAAGAGCGUGACGAAUUUGGUGGCAUUGCUCGAUCCGAGCCCACAAAAUUCGGCGAAGAAGUACGCGGUUUUGUGUUUAGGGUUGCUUUCGACGAGCAAAAAGUGUAAGAAGCUGAUGGUUUCGUAUGGGGCGAUUGGUUACUUGAAGAAGUUGAGUGAGAUGGAGAUCCCGGGUGCGAAGAAGCUUCUUGAACGUCUCGAGAGAGGGAAAUUGAAGAGUAUGUUCACCAGGAAGUAGUUUUCUUCUUUAUUUUUUUGUUGUUGUUGUUGUAACAUUAUUGUUAUUAUUAAUUUCUUUUUUAUUGUUGGAUGCUUUGUUUAGUUCAUUUACUGAAUGAAACGAAACGAAAGUAGUGACAGCAAUCAAUCCUGGUAUUUAAUGUUAUGUGUAAAGGAAUAAUUAUAUGAACUUUCUUAUGACAUGUUCUUGCAUGUUUUUAAG